AUGAAUCCCUCGAAGGAUCUACAUUCAUCAAGCUAUCUUGUUCGAGAAACAUUUAUUGUUCCUAAAGACGAUCAAGAUAUUAAUUUAGUUCCUGAACGAAAAAAUGUACAACAAAAAAGAAAUGCUGAAUAUCUUAUUCAAGUUUUAUAUAAAUUAAAAUUUUCUGAAGAAGAAUGUAUUUCUCGUUUUAGUGCUUCAUUUGAAAAUCAAGUGGAUUCUUCUAGUCAACAGAGAAAUUCUGAAUCGCUUUGGAAGACAUGGAAAUAUCGUCUAGCAUUAGCAAGAACAACUCAAGAAAGAUCCGAAGCUUUGAAAUUUUUGAGUUCAUACAAAGACAAAUCAAAUAGUUGUCAUCAUUUACCGACAUUCAACGAGCUACAAACUGAACACGAUAAUCAUGAUUCUAAAGAUGCACGUAGUGUUUCACAAUUACAGGUCGACAAGAUUGAAAGUGAUCCAACAUUAUCCAAUACGGGUAUUACUGAUCGAGGUGUUCGAUUACUAGCUGAUUUACUUUGUGAUGUUGAUGCUGAUACUGAUUCAUGUUGUUCAUCUCUCGAAAAACUUUAUUUAUCUUUCAAUACGUCGAUUACUGAUGAAUCAAUGGAAGCUCUUCUUCAAAUAAUUGAACAAAAUCGAACUUUGAAGUUACUCUCUGUACAAUACUGCAGUUUAUCUGAUCAAGCUCGACAAUUAUUGAGAGAAACAGGUAGAAAAAAGAAGAAGAAAAAAUUCAGUCUGUCAGAGUAAAACGAAAAAACCUAAUACGAACUAACUUUCUUUGUAUGUUGUUUUUUAAGUCAAUUUUCAACAUGAAAUAUAUCGUUGUACUAUUUCUUCUUGUUUUUAUUUGUAUUUGUUUCUUUCUUAUCUAUGUUUUGUCUUCAUUGUCUAAAUCUUUUAAUUGAUCGCGCGCUUAUUGGGUGUGAGUAUAGGUAGACAUGCAUCAAACUCAAACCCAAACCAUUCGAGAGUUUGGAUUUGUCACAUGAAACUCACCAAAUCAUUUGACUUUGGCUACAAGACCAUUUCUGUGAAGUCACUUUUGUAUAUAUACAAUGGUGUUUUUCAUAUAAAUAUAACCAAAGGUAUAUUUCUAUGUUUCAUAUUGUCAAACAUCAAAAUGAAGUUAUUCUUAAUCUUAAUAGGAUAAGCUUGCAGGACGGAAAUUUCUGAUUGAUUUAUCUAAAAUUUGAUAAGUUGAAAAUUGAAACAACCUUUUUCAGUCGCAGAAACGAUGUGAGAGUAAAUAAAAUAUGUAUGAAAAAGUUUUUAUCGACUACAUUAGUAAGUGUAGCUUAUGAUAUAUAUCAGAGAUGUGAGUGUCAACGCAUGGACGAAAAUAAGAAACAAAAGAAAUGCGGUAGAGAAGAUAAAGGUAAUAUCACGAGAAAAGAAGAGAAAGAAGUGUCAUGUCACCGCAUAGGAUAUGUGUUUAUGUAUAUGUAGAGAAUGCAAAACAAAACGGCGAGAGAAAGAUGAACACAGAAGGCAAAGAGAAGAAUUUAUGAUGGAUGAAAAAUGAAAGAGUAGUUACGACUGCUAUAAUGGCACUGACAUGAAACGAAAGAGUCGAACGUCUUCUUCAUGUUACUAGUUGAAGAUAGAAGAAAAGCAUCCGAAAAGAAAAAGGAUGGAGUGUGGGUAUGGGUGUGGGAAUACUCUGUUUGAAAAGGCGCUCGUACAAAUCCACACCCACACCCUCACGCCACCCAAAAACAUCAUGCCAUUAAUGAAAACAUAUUUCAAUGUCAUCUGAAGUACUACAAUUCUCUUCAUCAUCAAUUCUUGAUCCCUUAAGCAUAGUAUAUGUC
This is a messenger RNA of Rotaria sordida, 1814 nucleotides long. Lineage: Eukaryota; Metazoa; Rotifera; Eurotatoria; Philodinida; Philodinidae. The record is from the annotation of a GenBank genome assembly.